AUGUCUUCGGCGUCUGUCCAUGCUGGCAGCCAUCCAAAUCAUCUCCAGUCGUCUCCACCCUAUCCACCAUCCCACAACGACCUCUCCUACUAUGAUCAACGAUCACCAAAUGCCGACAACUAUUACGGCACUACAUCCACGAGCGGUAAUGGACGACGUGCGCCACAACAAGAGCAGCGAUCUUAUGAGUACUCGCCUCAAUCGCAGCAGGUGCCUUCGCAAGGAGAACAUUCAAUACCGUACCCCCCGCGAGAACAACGAGAGCAAUACGAUGGCCCUGCACCCGUUCCGCCGCCGCGGACUUCUUCCCAGCAACAAUCAUCUUCGCAUCCCGUCGCACCGUCAACGGCGCCACUAGAAGCACGAGUCGCUGCCUCAAGACACGCUCGACAAACUGCGGAACAAUACAGCAGAAAUUCUCCCCAUCAAAGAGACGACGGCACUGCCGGAACUUCUUCCUCUUCGCGGUCACGAAGAAAAAACCCGAACAGCCCAGAUACUCCUCAGCGCUCGACUAGUGUAAAAGAUGCCACAACAAGUCGAGCAGAAGGCUCAUCUCAUGCCAAUGCACCUGCCCCUCUUGUCCGCGAGUACAGCGAGGUCAUCAACCGUGUUGUAGUGUCCGAUCCUCGAGUCGAUGCAGAGCGCAUGCAAGAACGCGUGGCAGAAGCCCAUCCUGUCUCAGGACCCCAGAUCGAUCUUACGGGAGCCCUACCACCUCCCAGCGAAGACGUUGGACCCGGUCCUGCUAGGAGACAAGACUAUUCGAAGUCGUCCUCCCGGCGGAAAGAUGUUCAAUUUGGUGAUUAUGUCCUCGGUCAGACUUUGGGCGAGGGCGAAUUUGGCAAGGUCAAACUUGGUUGGAAGAAAGAUGGGAGUUCUCAAGUCGCCAUCAAACUCAUUAGGCGUGACAGUGUUCAAAACCAUCCCGGACGGCUACCGAAAAUCUAUCGAGAGAUAUCAAUUUUGCGCGAACUCGCCCAUCCGAAUAUUGUUCGAUUGCACGAAAUGGUGGAGACCGAGAGGCACAUUGGCAUUAUUCUCGAAUAUGCGUCUGGUGGAGAGCUUUUCGACUACAUCUUGAAUAAUCGGUACCUCAAAGACCCUGCUGCGAGAAGACUAUUUGCCCAGCUUGUAUCCGGCGUGGGCUAUUUGCACAAAAAGGGCAUCGUUCAUCGGGAUCUGAAACUGGAAAAUCUACUCCUAGAUCAGAAUCGGAACAUCAUCAUCACCGACUUUGGCUUCGCCAACACCUUCGAUGCGAAAGACUUGCUUAGCGAUGAGAUCGAGUACAAUCUCACGAACAAGGAUUUCGUCCGUAAGAUGAAGCUCGACCGGCUAGACGCCAGAGGUUUGCGCCGUGGAGAUCUAAUGCAGACAAGUUGCGGCAGCCCUUGCUAUGCUGCCCCUGAAUUGGUGGUUAGUGACUCACUCUACACUGGUCGCAAAGUGGAUGUUUGGAGUUGUGGUGUCAUUCUAUAUGCAAUGUUGGCUGGAUACCUACCCUUUGACGACGAUCCAGCAAAUCCUGAAGGCGACAACAUUAAUCUACUGUACAAAUACAUCACUACGACGCCCCUAACCUUCCCCGAAUAUGUCUCACCACACGCAAGAGAUCUAUUACGACGUAUCCUUGUGCCCGAUCCGAGAAAGCGUGCCGAUCUAUUCGAAGUUGCGAGACACAGCUGGCUGAGCGAGUAUCACCAUGUGGUCUCGCACAUCACCAGCAGCACCACCAAUAUCGCAGAUAUCUCAAACAGCACCGUUGCAAGCGACUCUAUGAACGAACCCGCGAUGCACCGGAGUGCAUCUGUACGUGAGCCCUCAAAACAUGCUCCGCAAGCUACUCCGACAAUUGAACUUGCCAAGACUCCAGAAGUCGAUGAGCAAGAUCAGACCUCGUCGAGCUCCAGGAGAACGCGGCACACUCUGCAAGCCGAGUAUGUUCCGCCGCAUACUCACACGACCCGAGGCCAAGACCCUGCCUCUGUCACCGCAGCAGAAUAUGCCCGAAAGAGAGGCGACGACAAGCACACCCCUACAACCCAGUCGCCGGUCACUUCGAAGCCUCUACCUCAAGAACCACGAUCCCAAUUGGACAAGAUGCUUCCGCCGACACGGCCUGGUCGGGAUGUGCCAAGAUCCGUCUCGGAUUCGACGGGUGCAUUUGCUGGGCAAGGUCAACAGCAGCCGCGGCCAAGCACGCAGGGCUCGAUGGCUUCACGAGAACCUACGAGAUCCGAUCUGAGAUUGCCAUCGAGGGGUUCUUAUGGCCAGCCUGUGGCUCCGACUGUUGCAACUACGAAUGCCCAGGGGCGUGUAACGCAACCAGCCAAGGCGCCUCGGGGCUAUAAUAUCACCGGUCCUGCAUCACCAGUCACUCACCAGCAGCAACAAUCAAUCGGACAGCCCAUGACCCAAACAAUGCCGCAGCCAGUCACACAGCCCCAAAAGAACCAUCACCGCAGAUCGAGCACAUUGAGCGGCCUGGGAGAGAGACUCUUUGGCAGAUCUCCAUCUGUGCGCAAGACUGAUGAGGAGAAGCCGAGUAGAAAGGAUCGCAAAUAUCCUCCUCCGAGCAUGAAGCCUUUGCCUCAGGAUGGACAUAUGGACUAUCAACCGAGGCAAUCGACCGAUUCUAAGCGCUCUUUCUCAUUCGGGCUCGGCAAGAAGAAGAGCACCGAUUUGGAAUCACAGACUGAAAGACCUCAAGGUCGUCGAUUUUCGCUCCUGCCAGCUUCAAUGUCGUUCAAAGGCAUGAUGGGAGGUGGCAACAGGGACAGUGCGCAGCCAUCUUCUGCGACCCUUGCUCCGCAGACGCAGGAUCAGCCAUGGUCAUCGAGACCCGGUACGCAACCGAGUCAAGCCUCGGCGCCGCAGGCACCAAGCUACGACGGUCAGCAAGACCAGAUGCAAUACAACAACUUCUCCCGCCCUCCACAUGCUCAGUAUCGACCGCAGCAGGCUGCACAACAUUCGUCCCCAAUGUCGUCCCCACAACAACAGCAAUCUUGCGAUGUGUAUGGCGGUACCGGAGUGUUCAACAACCAGCCGCAGAGUCGCUCGCAUGCCCGCGGCGCAAGUCAGCCGAUGGCUGGGUAUGCCUAUCCUGAACCCGCAAGUGCGAACAAUUCGCGGACGUCGAUGCAACAGCCGCGCCAACAACGCGGUGUGCUUGUGAAGCCAAAUCGCAAGUUCACGGAUGUGUAUGAUGAUCAUCCACAAGGGCAUGGCGGCAGCUCUGGGGCUGUUCGCAAAGUCCAAGACUUCUUCCGACGGAGAGGGCGUGCAAGAGCGGAUUCCGAAUACCGAUAG
Molecule: messenger RNA, 3315 nt
Organism: Cyphellophora europaea CBS 101466
Lineage: Eukaryota; Fungi; Ascomycota; Eurotiomycetes; Chaetothyriales; Cyphellophoraceae
Exons: 1
Coding region: 1-3315 (1104 amino acids)
Biological process (GO): protein phosphorylation; microtubule cytoskeleton organization; intracellular signal transduction
Cellular component (GO): cytoplasm
Molecular function (GO): ATP binding; tau-protein kinase activity; protein serine/threonine kinase activity
Source: RefSeq, a predicted model, not a curated record